This is a messenger RNA of Caenorhabditis sp. 36 PRJEB53466, 1827 nucleotides long. Lineage: Eukaryota; Metazoa; Nematoda; Chromadorea; Rhabditida; Rhabditidae. The record is from the annotation of a GenBank genome assembly.
AUGGGUGCUGAUGAUGGAAUCAGCGCGGACCAAGUCGACAUCCGACUCCAGCCGCUCAACACGAACGCCGGACGCAAUGCGAACGGCACCGACGAGGAAGCCGCCGAGCAGAUCCAACUGCGGGUGUACAAACGUCGUUGGAUCGUGCUGCUCGCCGUCGCGCUGCUCAACAACACCAACACCAUGUCGUGGAUCUCGUAUGCGCCGUCAGGAAACUACGUGAACAGCUUUUACGGCCCGAACAGCGCUGCUUGGUGAGUGAAGGUUCAGAUAAGAGCGAAACAGAGCACGAAAUGAAAGGGAAAGGAAAACGUGUUUGUGAAAAUUUGAUAGAAGGAAGAGUGACCGUUUGAUAAAUGAACAACUCAAUUAGUGAUAGUGCGGUAAAUGACGUUUGCACGAUCGGAAACCACUGCCGUUUGUGAUAAGAGCGAACGAAAAUAAAUUUUUCAGGCUCUCGAUGGUAUACAUGAUGUGCACAAUCCCAGUUGGAGUUUUCGCUAUGUGGGCCGGUCGCGAGUGGGGUCUCCGCACUGCCAUCCUCAUCGCCGGCUGGACCAAUGGAAUCGGAGCCGUCAUCCGAGUCAUCUCCUCCCUCGACUUCUUCCCGGACGCUUGGCGCUUCACCGUGUGUUUGACUGGUCAAGCGAUCGCCGCCGUCGCCUAUCCGUUCAUCAUGUUCCUGCCGACAAAGGUUGCCGGCUCCUGGUUCCCGGACACUCAACGCGCCAUCGCCACCACUAUUGGAGUGAUGUCGAAUCCGCUCGGAGUGCUCAUGGCCAAUCUGAUCAGUCCGAGCAUUGUCAAGGCUCCAGAGCACGUCAUAUGGCUCAACAUUUUCACCUGCAUCCCAUCCGUCAUUGCCAUGCUCAUUGCCACUGUAAGAAAUCACCGUGUUUUAGAGAGAUGUAUUUUAUUUUUAUUUUUUUCAGUUUGGCGUGAACCGAAGUGAGCCAAAGAUCCCGCCAACCUUCAGUGCCAGCAAGCCACAAAUGGACUUUGUGUCGGGAAUGAAAUCGUGCUUCUCCUCGAAGCAGUACAUAAUUCUUCUCAUUGUGAUGGGCGGAGGAAUCGGAAUGUUCAACUGCCUCUACACGGUCAUGCUUGAACUUCUGUGCCCGUCUGGAUACUCGAACACGUUCUCAGGAGUGUGUGCCGCUCUCAUGAUCAUCGGAGGAGUGUUCGGAGCCGCCGCCAGUGGAAUCUUCGUCGACCGCACCAAGCUCUACGAGGAGACGCUCAAGAUUGCGCUCGGAGCCGCCGUCAUCUUCGGACUCAUCUUCCUGCAGCUCACCCUUCACACCGGACACCACGUGCUACUGGCCGUCACCUGCCUACUCUUCGGAGUUCUCGGAUUGGCCACCUACCCGAUCGGAUUGGAACUGGCGUCGGAGUGCACGUUCCCAGUGUCCGAAGCCACGUCGACCGGACUCAUUGUGCUGUCCGGACAGAUUCAGAGUGUCAUCUACGUCUUCAUCAUGAAGAACUUUGCCCGUCCGCUCCAACCGGAUCGCAUGCACGCUCAGGUCUGCCAGCUCACUCCGGACGACACUGUCAACACGCCGAAAGAUAACACAAUGUCGAUCAUGGUAAGGAAAACAUAUACUUGGAGCUAUAUAAUAAUGCUCAAUUUCUCAGAUCUUCUCGCUUCUGUCCACUCUCCUGGUGCUCACACUCGUCGUGCUCUUCAAGCCGGUCUACAAGCGUCUCGAGGCGGAACGCGGAAACCGAGCCACCGCCGACAAGGCGAAGGAACUGUCGAACCAGACGAAGGACCGUGUGACCCUUCCGACCGAAAGCGCCGUUCAACCACUCCAACAGCAAUAA